AUGUUUAACCAAGUAGUUCUACCUGGCACAUUACCAAGUGGUCUCACAACACUCACAUUCGGAAAUAAAUUCAACCAAGAAGUUCCACCCGGCCUAUUACCAAAUAGUCUCACAACACUCACAUUCGGUUAUCAUUUUAACCAAGUAAUUCCACCCGGCACAUUACCAAAUAGUCUCACAACACUCACAUUCGGUAAUGAUUUUAACAAAGUAGUUACACCCGGCACAUUACCAAAUAGUCUCACAACACUCACAUUCGGUGAUUGUUUUGACCAAGUAGUUACACCCGGCACAUUACCAAAUAGUCUCACAACACUCACAUUCGGGUAUCAUUUUAACCAAGUAGUUACACCUGGCACAUUACCAAAUAGUCUCACAACACUCACAUUCGGUAAUGAUUUUAACAAAGUAGUUCUACCCGGCUCAUUACCAAAUAGUCUCACAACACUCACAUUCGGUUAUUGUUUUAACCAAGUAGUUACACCCGGCACAUUACCAAAUAGUCUCACAACACUCACAUUCGGGUAUCAUUUUAACCAAGUAGUUACACCUGGCACAUUACCAAAUAGUCUCACAACACUCACAUUCGGUAAUGAUUUUAACAAAGUAGUUACACCCGGCACAUUACCAAAUAGUCUCACAACACUCACAUUCGGUGAUUGUUUUGACCAAGUAGUUACACCUGGCACAUUACCAAAUAGUCUCACAGCACUCACAUUCGGUUAUGAUUUUAACCAAGUGGUUACACCUGGCACAUUACCAAAUAGUCUCACAACACUCACAUUCGGUAAUGAUUUUAACAAAGUAGUUACACCCGGCACAUUACCAAAUAGUCUCACAACACUCACAUUCGGUGAUUGUUUUGACCAAGUAGUUACACCCGGAACAUUACCAAAUAGUCUCACAACACUCACAUUCAGUUAUCGUUUUAACCAAGUAGUUACACCUGGCACAUUACCAAAUACUCUCACAACACUCACAUUCGGGUAUCGUUUUGACCAAGUAGUUACACCCGGCACAUUACCAAAUAGUCUCACAACACUCACAUUCGGUAAUGAUUUUAACCAAGUGGUUCUACCCGGCUCAUUACCAAAUAGUCUCACAACACUCACAUUCGGUUAUUAUUUUAACCAAGUAAUUCUACCCGGCUCGUUGCCAAAUAGUCUCACAACACUCACAUUCGGUGAUUAUUAUAACCAAGUAAUUCCACCUGGCACAUUACCAAAUAGUCUCACAACACUUACAUUCGGUGAUUAUUAUAACCAAGUAGUUCUACCCGGCACAUUACCAAAUAGUCUCACAACACUCACAUUCGGUGAUUAUUAUUACCAAGCAGUUCUACCCGGCACAUUACCAAAUAGUCUCACAACACUCACAUUCGGAAAUAAAUUCAACCAAGAAGUUCCACCUGGCACAUUACCAAAUAGUCUCACAACACUCACAUUCGGUGAUUGUUUUAGCCAAGUAGUUACACCCGGCACAUUACCAAAUAGUCUCACAACACUCACAUUCGGUUAUUAUUUUAACCAACUAAUUCCACCCGGGACAUUACCAAAUAGUCUCACAACACUCACAUUCGGUUAUUAUUAUAACCAAGUAGCUCUACCCGAUGCAUUACCAAAUAGUCUCACAACACUCACAUUCGGUGAUUGUUUUAACCAAGCAGUUCCACCCGGCAUAUUGCCAAAUAGUCUUACAACACUCACAUUCGGGCCUUUUUACAUUGAAUGGGCCUAA
Messenger RNA from Dictyostelium purpureum, 1737 nucleotides. RefSeq lists its product as uncharacterized. Bases 1 to 1737 code for a protein of 578 amino acids. Lineage: Eukaryota; Evosea; Eumycetozoa; Dictyosteliales; Dictyosteliaceae. The record is from RefSeq and is a predicted model, not a curated record. The transcript has a single exon.